Molecule: messenger RNA, 6084 nt
Organism: Menidia menidia (Atlantic silverside)
Lineage: Eukaryota; Metazoa; Chordata; Actinopteri; Atheriniformes; Atherinopsidae
Source: the annotation of a GenBank genome assembly
UAUGUAGGCACUGAUGCACUAUGCUGGGAGCAGGAACUCCAUAGAGCAUGGUCUGCCGCUUCUGGAGGUCUACUGCCUGUCUAUAAACUGCUUUGCUGCAGCCCGAUCCCACCUCACCGCAGAGUCCGACAGAGUGGCCCUCGUUUUGAAGAGGCUAGCGUUGAGCUGUUUUGAACUACUGCUGUCAGUGCCUGAGAAUGAGAUCCCAUAUGAAGCCUGGGUUCAGUUCCACCACUCCGUUCAGAUUGCCCAUGACACCUUGUUACAGUAUGGCAGCACAGACCUCCAAGCUUUGCUCCAGAUCACUGGAGAGGGCGGGGCAUGGAGCAACCCGGUCCUGACCGCUCUACUCACUGGCCAGCCCACCAACCAAGAAGAAAUUGAUGCGUACAUAACUUUGGAAGGCGAGGGCUUUAUGGAGAUGCGGGUGAAGCAUCUGGAGAAAAUGGGCGAAGUGGCCAAAGCCGUGGUGUUGGCCAAAGCCUGCACUGAAUGCAGCUUCAUCCCCAACCAGGCAACGUUUCGACAAACGUUUGUGUCCCUGCUCUGUCAUCUGCUGCCCAGCGAAGAAGCCAUAAUGGAGAUAUCCAGAUUGGACUGUAAAGACGUUCUGGAGAUCACGUGUAAUUUAGAGACGGAGGGAGAGGAGAAUACUGCCUUCAUUCUGUGCACAACUUUCCUGACGCAGCAGCUACAACAGCAGAGUCUUUACAGCUCCUGGGAGUUGACUCUAUUAUGGAGUAAGCUUCAGAGGAGGCUGGAUCCUUCAGUGAUGUCUCUUUUGGAAAGAUGCCUUCAGCUUGGUGCCAUCGCCAAAACUGUUCAGCAUUUGCUUUACCUGGUCCGUGUGAUUCAGGCAGAGGCGGAGGAACUGGGGAUACCAGCUUCGGUGGAACUGUGUGUUAAAGCUCUGCAACUUCCAAAACAGGAUGACUCUGAAACCAGAAUAUCUGUCUGUAAAACAGUGUCCUGCCUUCUUCCAAACGAUCUGGAAGUUUUGCGUGCCUGUCAGCUUACAGAGUUCUUACUCGGCCCCUGCCAGGAAGCCUUCAGUUUACUUGAGGAGCUCUACUUGCGCCCUGACCAAAAGUUUGAGCAGGAAAACGAGGUCAUUCCCAACUCGCUACGCUGUGAGCUCUUCCUAGUGCUCAAAGCAUACUGGCCCUUCGACCCGGAAUUCUGGGAUUGGAAGACCCUCAAGUAUCAAUGCAUCUCCCUUCUGGGAUUGAAGCCUGAGUCAGAGGGGGAAGAAGAAGAGAAAGAAGAAGAGGUUGGACUUAAACAAGAAAAUAUCAAGCAAGAGGAACUGCAGGAAUUUACUGUGGGAGUCGAAUCAGGUCACCAAACCAGGAGAAAUGGAGGUCUUGAUGGUCAUAAGAAUGAGGAUAAAAGACAGUCCAGUCCCAAUACAGAAUUCCAAGGAGAACCUGAGAUAAAGCGGCAGAAGUUGUGCUGUCAGAUUUGUAAGAGGUCCAUCAGCGAGGUGCAAAUCAUUCAUCAUUCCAAAAGACACGCCAAGGAAAACAAGCACCCCUGCCCCGUCUGCUUGGAAAAGUUUAGUAACAGAAAGGAGCUUGUGUCUCAUAUGAAAAAACACCUUAACAGCGAAAUGCUUCACUCCCAAAACGCAGCAAAAAAGGAAGAUGUUCAGAAACAGAUGGAAGAGGAUGACGACAUCGAACCGGGUGAGAUUCCCAUUGACCCCUCCUUAAUGCUCUAUUACAAAUCCACGCAUGAUCCAGAUGUGCUGCAGCACAUCGUCCAGCAGGCCAAAACGGCGAAAGAGAAGCAAGCAGAUGACGACGAGCAUAUAACGUUCGAUUACAUCGAGGAGCACUUCAAACUGCAUAACCGAGACGAGUAUCCCUGCCCGGGUAGCGGGUGCACCCGAGUUUUUAAACAUUCCAAGUACCUAUACGUCCACUUAAAGUCAGAACACAGGGGUGAUGACAAUGUGAAAUAUUUCCAUCAAAUGAGAGAUAAGCGGGAGAAAUGUGUGUUUUGCCGGCGCCAUUUUGUAUCCGCUUACCACCACCGCAAACAUCGAAGAGUUCACUUUGGCAAUCGGCCCUACAUGUGCGUGGUUAUAGGCUGCGGUGCCCAGUUUAACACAUCAAAUGAACUUGUCACUCACAAGCAAACCCACGGCUACCAUCUGAACUACCAGUGUGAGCUCAAAGGCUGUUAUGUCACAUACUCUGACCUGGGUCAGAUCUAUCACCAUGAAGCACAGCAUUUCAGAGAUGCGGCCUUUACCUGCCCUGGCAGUGAAUGUCGAAAAUACUAUUUAUCCAAAAAGGAGUUUAUAAAGCAUUUAUCUACACACAACAUUACUUUCACUAAGGAGGACUUUGAGGCUCAGAUAAAGGCAAAGCGGAAGCAUUUUAAGACUAUAACUGAUCCACCAGUGCGCCUUAAUGCGUCAGCUAAUGACACAGACACUCUUAAUGGUGAUGUCCUAAACUGUCCAUCAAUUAGUUGUACUUCCUCUUCGCAAGAAUCUGACGGCAGACCGCCAAAAACUACAAUGACACUUGUGGCAGUGUGCUUUGAUGGCAGUAAGUUCACCUGUGGCUUUGAGCAGUGUGGAAUGACUUUUUCCAGAGCUAGAGAUGUCCAGAGACAUCUGAAGUGUGCUCACCCUGAACAUCUGAAGCUAGAGAACAAGGAGCACAAACGCGUCAAGGAGCAGGGCUCCACCUUUAAAGAGAUGAAGGAUGAAACUGUUCAAGAUGACCAUGAAAAGGGAAGCAAUGAGCUCUUGAUACCACCUCAACCUGUGGAGCCUUGCAAAGAAAAAAAUAUGUUCUCUGAUUCCAUAGAUGAUGAAUCAAGCUAUGUAAACUUUAACAUAAAAAAUGAUAGUCUUAAAGAUAUUCUUAUUGGGCUGAGCAGACUGAGCCUAAACUCCUCGUCCGCUCACACUUUUCCAGGCGUGCCCCCACAAUCCUGCCCAGACUCUAACGGAUCGCAAAUGUCCCUUCAUCAGGCAAUUAUGGCAAAGCCUCCCAUCGUAUUGAUUAAGAAUAGGCCGAGUCUGCCCGAUGACAGAGUAAAAGUCCAGUCUGAAAAAGCUUUGGUAGCCGGUGAGGAAAGCUGUGCUGAGUCUUUAGCCACUGCUAAGCCAUAUGUCUGUGAGAUGGAAGACUGUGACUUCAGAACUGCUCAGAGUUACAGCCUACUGCGCCAUUACAAUACCAAACACGGCUGCUCCAUUGAGCAGGCCAAGAAGAUGACCUCCUUAAAAACCACUUCAUUUAAGCCUUACAUAUGCCAGCUUUGUUCCAAAGGUCACAGAGAAAAACACGUGCUGAGGGCCCACUAUAUCAACACCCAUAACAUGAGCGAGGCUUUAGUAGACCAGAUCAGCUGCGGGGCCGUGCGCUACGAGGAAAACCAGGAGCCCAUGUCUCCAACCAAGCAAACAUCUCAGCCUUUGAUUAACCACAGUCCAAAAGUGAGGAAGAUGGAGAACCCCAGACUGCAACGCCAACAUGACACAAACAACUCCCCUUUGGGCAGAGAAAACGGAAAAGAGUUUGACAAUUCGCCAUCGGAAGACGAAGGAGAGGACGAAGUGGACAGAGGAGGGGAGGCAGAAAUGAGUGACCAGAAAGAAGAAGGUGAGGACAAGACUCAGGUUAGAACAACAAGGCGGUUGGUUGCUAAAGGUAAUCUGUGUUAUAUUCUGGACAAAUUCAGUAAACCCUUUCAUUGUGUGGCCAAAAACUGUGCUGCGGCUUUUUCGACCCAAGGGGGCCUAGUGCGCCACCUGCAGUUGGUGCAUCACUACAACCGCUCUCAACUCCUGCUCGAAAAAGACUCUGAUGAGCAAAGUCCCGAGGUUAGGAAAGAGCCAGCAAAGAAAAGGAGUCCCUCGAACUCGGAUGAACCUCAGCCACAGUUCAAGUGUCACUUUGCUAACUGUAACGCCUCCUACCACCUUAAAAGCAGCCUCGUGCGCCACACUCGCGACUACCACUCUCAGCCACCACAGCUGAUACGGUGCACGUUUGACGGCUGCUCGAGGGUGUUCAGCCACAACGAUGCCCUUAAGAAACAUACGCUCUAUAGUCACUGUGAGUACUACGAUUCACUGGUGUUACGUCUGCAAAGCACUCACAAGAAGUCAAUUACUGGAUGCCAAAAGAAGCUCAUUGUGGCUCAGCAGGAGGAGGAAGAAAAUGGUUCACCCCCCACCCAGGAGGAGAUACUCAGUUCGAAGCCUGAAUUGGCGGCCUGCUCAGAAGAGAAGAGUGAAGAAGUCAUCGAAGAGAAGGAGUUGACGGGUGAAAAAAAGACAAAAAGGUAUUGUUUCAGUCGCUUUGUCUUUCGGUCUCACGAAGAAGCUCUACAGAUGUGCCAAGAUCGCUGCCUGCGUGUAGCCUACCCAUGCAUGGUCCAGGACUGCGACUCGGUGGUCACCUACCUGCACAGCUUGAACCGCCACUACCUUCGAGUGCACCGCAUGCGUAGAGAAGAUCUUGUUAAUAAUGAGGAUAGGCUUCUUUUUAAUGCCGAGCAACUGGAAGAACUGAUUCAAAGAAAGUCGGCCCGGCCGGCUGUAACAGAGGCUUGCGUCUCAAAUGGGACUCACACAUCUGAGGAUCAGGCGGGGUCAGAAAAUACGGGGGAGCUGAGCCCGUCCCCUGUUAAAGCAGAUCGGGAUGCACUGGGUCUUCCGGAGGGGGAGGAGGAGUUGCCACCUGUUGAGAGGAGCGGGGUGCUGGUUGGUGCUGACGAGGUGCUUUAUGGUGAAGCGAGCACAGAUGGGCACCCUGAGGACCCUGCCACGGCACCCCAGAUCACUCCAAAACAAGAGGGGAGGUUAACAUUGGAUAAGAUCAAACCUCUUCUGCGCCCAUUGACUGUAGACCUCUCCCCACCAUGCUCACUGCGUUUUACUAAUGAGGAGAGUUUCCAAGAUACAUCCAGCAGCAAAGACUGUGGCAAAAUGACGAACGGGUCAGCGACUGCGCCCUCUCCUCCUGUUCGCCAGCCCCUGAAACGCAAAAACGAACUGUCUGAACAGCCUUCCAACUUGAAAGACACUCAGCCUAGAAGCCCUUCCCAAAGCCCGUUCAACAUAGCUGCCUACAAGCCCAUGGGCUUUGAGUCUUCUUUCCUAAAGUUCAUACAAGAAUCGGCUCCAGCAGACAAAAACGCGCCUGUCAAACGGCGAGACGCUUUCAAGCGCAGCUGCUCUGUCAAAGAGAACAACCAGCUGGGAGUCUCUCACACCCGCACCAGACGCACUCAUUCGACACUGGUGAAGCCCCAUACCAUGAGUGGAGACUUCACGUCAGUACAAAACUUGAAGUCCAUACUGGACAAAGCCCUGGCUGGGUGUGGGGACCUGGCCAUCAAGCAGCUUCAGUACCUCAGACCUGUGGUGGUCCUGGGGAGACCCGUAUGCACCACCACCCUGCCUGAACUCUUCCCAUCAGACACCAACAACAGCAAGCUACUUCUUGGAAGUUAGUCUAAUGAAGCACCUUUUUAAAAUGGCAAUGGCAAAUUACUUUGUAUUUCCUCAAGCUAUGUAUCAGUAUUUUUCAUUUCUUACAGAACUGAGGAUGUUAUGUGUUGCUGUUUUGUUUUUUCAGUUGCCAAACUUAAGUUUUGUAGAAAAUAGUAGAACAGAAAACAAGCCUCAACAGUGCACACCAGAUCCAGUUUGACUGUGUUUUAGACAAUGAUAAAGACAAUAAUCGCCUAAAUAUGGAGUCAUAAUCACAAGUGUAUAUACAGUAGUCCUCCAAGAUAAAUGUACAGCUUUCCAGAUUGUUAGGACUGGUUGGUAGCGUAUUGCAAGGCCUUUUUCACUUUUGUGGAAUUGUGACUGAAAAAUAUUUCCUUACAACAAAGUUCUCGAGGAAUAUUUCAUUAUUUUCCACCUCAGUUUAUAUGAAAUCAGUGUUUGGAUGCAGUGAACAGACAUUGGCAGACAUGUAUGUAACACUUUCUAAUUAAAUAAAUGUGGAAAUUAAUUCAGAGCCUUUACUUAACCGUGUAAUGAUCCUUUUUUUGUUUGCCGAAAUUAAAAAAAGAUUUGUUUUUUAAAUGAAUAAAUUUGUAAUUUAA